Molecule: messenger RNA, 2299 nt
Organism: Diospyros lotus (date-plum)
Lineage: Eukaryota; Viridiplantae; Streptophyta; Magnoliopsida; Ericales; Ebenaceae
Product: serine/threonine-protein kinase GRIK2-like
Exons: 13
Coding region: 532-1797 (421 amino acids)
Biological process (GO): intracellular signal transduction; protein phosphorylation
Cellular component (GO): cytoplasm
Molecular function (GO): ATP binding; protein serine/threonine kinase activity
Source: RefSeq, a predicted model, not a curated record
CCUGCGUCCGUAUCCCUCGCGAUGCACUCGUACGCACAGUAUCUCUUCUGUCUCGGCUCUUUCUCGUUCCCACCCCUUCUCUCGCAUGUCGCUUCCCAUUUUCAAAUCCCAUCCCUCCGCUCCAGAAUCUCCUUCUAGGGUUUUUCUCGCUCCUCGCCGCUGCUGCAAUCCAAGUCUGGACACCCAAUUUCCUCUUUUCUCCAUCUCGAAACGAUGUUUUGAUCCAUUUUUUCGCCUAGUGAUCUGGAGUUAGGGUUCUUAAUCACUUUCCUUAUGGAACAAAUGGGGAGGCGAGGGCUGAAGAUUAUCCUGAUAUAGUUCUUUAUGGUGGAGCCGUCGCGAUGUUAGCGUUGAGCAGAAAUGGCGUCAAUGUGAUCUGUUGUUUCCUUCUUUUUGCUGAAUGGCAUCCACUCGAAUAGCUGAGCAGACUGGGGCUCGGGCCCGUGGAACUUCGUAAACUAGGUUUUGCCAUCGAGUUUGUUGGUUGCCUCUGUAAAUUGUAAUUUCUCACUUCAAAAAUUGAAGCUUCUCAUGGUUAUUACGAGCUAUUUUGCAAACGUGACUCAAAUGGGCUGCUGUAGCUGUUUUGGAUUUGCCUUGUCAAGACGAUCUGACAGUUUAGUUGGGCCUGAUGCACCAAUGGGCAAUAACUUGUCACAGGAGCUUUUGUUGGAUGAAGACCUAGAAAAUGAGGAUAAUUGCUCAUAUAAUGGUGAUAUAUCUGAUUCUGGACAUGGAGAUGAUGGUGAUAUGAGAAGCCCAACAAAAUCUUCAGAAGAUAUUCUUCUCUACAGAACUCAACGUGGAUUGAUUUGUAGGGAAUUCCCUGUUAAGGAUACCCAUAAACUUGUUCAUUCAGAGGAUGAAAAUGGUAGCAAGAUGAUUAAUCAAUAUGUUCGUGUAUGCAAAAUUGGUUCUGGUAGCUAUGCAAAAGUGGUUCUUUACAGAAGCAGUGAUGACGGGAAGCUUUAUGCAAUUAAGGCCUUUCACAAGUCUCAUUUGUUAAAACAGCGAGUUGGACCUCGUGAGACUGCCAUGAAUGAUGUUCUUCGUGAGGUUUUGAUUAUGAAAAUGUUGGGCCAUCCUAAUAUAGUUAACCUAAUUGAGGUGAUCAAUGACCCUACCACAGAUCAGUUCUACAUGGUUCUGGAAUAUGUGGAAGGCAAGUGGGUCUGUGAAGGUUCUGGUUCUCCACAUGGCCUAGGAGAAAGCAAGGCACGAAAAUACUUGCGGGAUAUAGUGUCUGGGUUGAUAUAUCUCCAUGAUCAUAAUAUUGUACAUGGGGAUAUUAAACCUGAUAAUCUUUUGGUCACUGCUGCUGGUACAGUGAAGAUAGGUGAUUUCAGUGUCAGCCAGAUUUUUGAGGAUGAUAAUGAUGAGCUUCGUCGUUCUCCAGGGACUCCUGUUUUUACUGCACCGGAGUGCUGUUUAGGUUCAAAAUACCAUGGAAAAGCUGCUGACACAUGGGCAGUCGGAGUUACUUUGUACUGUAUGAUAUUUGCUAAAUACCCAUUUCUUGGGGACUCUCUCCAUGAUACAUAUGACAAGAUUGUUAACAACUCUUUAUCUCUUCCUCGUCGUAUGAACCACUUGCUAAAGGAAUUAAUAGAGGGUUUACUCUGCAAAGAUCCAAGUCAGAGGAUGACAUUGCAGGCUGUUGCAGAACAUCCCUGGGUAAUUGGAGGAGGAGGACCUAUACCUCAGUACUUGUGUUGGUGCAAGCGCAGUAGGUUGCAGAGGGAAGGGUGUAGUGGGAGCAGAAGAGAUGAUCAGGCUCAUAAUGACACCGUUCUUUGAAUUGUUGGAUUUGGAUUUUUGUAGUCAUAAUUUGAGGUUUUGUUUGGCUCCAACAUGGAAGUACAUAUCUGAAGAACUACCAGAGGAAGAAACAGAAAAGAGUAAAAAAGGAAAGCCAUAUAAGUAAAGAGUUAAAAGGAUGAGGGAUGUUAGAAGUGGUUGAUUUGCCAACCAGAACUGUAGUUGACACCAAGCAUUAGGUAGGUGGGAUGCCGACUAGGAUAUGGCCUGUUCGCCGCGGACCAGUCCUUUUCAGUUUUUAGGGUGCUAGAGAUCAGAUAUUGAGGUGCCGAUAUGAGUCCUUUAGUUUGCUCCCAGCUGGGUGUCACUUUGUGUAGUAGUCUAGCCUUGUUCUUGUUCAUUUACCAUCAAGAAAACUAGUUUCCAGAGCUUCUUGUUGGACACUUCGAUAUGUUAGAUCAGAGGCAUAUUGUGGUACAGUUUUCAGGUGCUUGCCAUUCAGUUCAAAUGCUUAAAUUGUCCAAUCAUGCUGAUUGCCGUC